This is a messenger RNA of Ochotona curzoniae (black-lipped pika), 897 nucleotides long. Its product is annotated as cytochrome c oxidase assembly factor 8. Lineage: Eukaryota; Metazoa; Chordata; Mammalia; Lagomorpha; Ochotonidae. Gene Ontology annotation, cellular component: mitochondrion. Bases 1 to 762 code for a protein of 253 amino acids. The record is from RefSeq and is a predicted model, not a curated record. Gene Ontology annotation, biological process: intrinsic apoptotic signaling pathway. The transcript is spliced from 5 exons.
AUGGGCGACGCGGGAGCCCCGCCCGCUCCUUCCCCGCGGCCGCCGCGCCCCGGAGCCGCCCGGUCUCGUCGGUCUCCGCGGGAAGCACGCGGCUGCUCCGCCCGCCUGCGCGACCCUGCCGUAAGGCGGCCCGCCCACCGUCGCGACGCCGCCGCGCGAGCCGGGAGGCGCGGCAUGGCGGCCUGCAGGGCCCGCGGGAGGCGCCUGCGCCCGGCGGCGUGGGCCAGCCACUGGCCGCCCCUGUGCCGGCCGCGCGCGGACAGCGGCCCUGCGCGGGCCCCGGAGCGCGGGGAGGCCGCGGCGAGCCGGGCCUCAGCAUUCCGUCCUCCUCCGCAGUCUCGGCAUGAUUGGAUAGGCCCCCCGGAUAAGCACUCCAAUCUGCGGCCCGUCUGCUUCCACGUCCCCGAGCAGGAGUCGCCGCUGCAGCGGCAGCUCAGAGAACUGAGAGGAGAAACACAACAGUGGAACCAGCAGUUCUGGGCGCACCAGAACCUGGCUUUUACCAAGGAAAAAGAGGAGUUUAUCCGCUCGAGACUUGAAGCCAAAGGCCUGGGACCCAGAACGGAGUCUGGUCAGAAAGCAACACUGAAUGCAGAGGAAAUGGCCGAUUUUUACAAGGAGUUUCUUAGUAAGAAUUUCCAGAGGCACAUGGACUAUAACAGAGGCUGGUACAGGCGCAAUCUCACCAUUACCUUCUGCAUGGCGAGAGUGGCCCUGGAGAGGCUCUGGAACACGCUCAGACGGAGGCCCAGGAGCACUUAGCUGCCCGCCUGACCGCCUGGCCCCGGAACACGCUCAGACGGAGGCCCAGGAGCACUUAGCUGCCCGCCUGGCCCUGGUGCCCGCUUGCUGGGCGGGCAUGGUGGACUCUGGAGCUGUGAGUGUCCCCCGUGCCUG